AUUUUUGGUCUUAGUUAAGAGGGACACUUCUUUAUAACCUGUUCUUUGUAUGAACCAGACCAGAAAUGAAAGGAAACAAAGGACAAAGCAAUGCAUAUAUUCUCAUUAAGACACUCACUGUCAAUGCUCCAUAACUUUGGAUCAAAUAGUACCCCUACUUGCAUAGUAGAUUUAGUCAAGUCAUAAAAAAAUACUUAAAUACACAUUUAAUUUGCAUGUCAUUUUAUAGCUUGGCCAAAUUCAACUGAAAGAUUUGAAUUAAAAGUAAAAUCCAUUGUCCUCUGAGCAAAGACAUUUCAUGAAUUGAAACCUACCCCAAUAUAGUCACAAUUACAACAAGUUAAAGUGUGAAUGAAAUAACUUCAAAUGGAGGCUUAGAUGGAAGGAGAGGUGUUCAACUCACCAUGUCCUCGUACACAGACUGAUGUGGAGAUGGCGCGCUUGCCAAUAAGGCUAAGUGCUCUGGUGGCCAGCAUUCUGAAAAACAAACAUUUGGAGAUUAUGAUGCACCAUAAACAAGUCGCUGCUGUUGCCUCGACAUCCCGAUCGAUUCAGCGGGUUAUAAACAGCAUCCCCACGUAAUAAUCAAAUUCUUGGUAAUUCACUAGUUCUCCGUAGGUCAAUAUAACAACAUAAGACCAUAAAUCCUGAGAGGAUGCGCCUACAGUCCUCUAUUUGUGUCAUCCGGAAAUGCUAAGCUGUCGUUAGCACUCGACCCAACACAAGGUCACACCGCCCGAGCAAAUGCAGUUCCGGAGAACGCCAAUGGACACGUAAACGCGCAACAUUGUAUAAUCCCACUUCACUGUUUGAUACCUAAAUUCCGAGUCAUUCAUCUUGCUGAAGCUCAAUAUGAUGAAAGUUAGCAUGUUUAUCAUCGGCGCCCAUUGAUGCUAACGACAACUAGCCAUGAGUGCUAGCUUGUCCUAGCACACACGGCAAAGUCACUCGCACUUCAACAUUCGAGACGUUUAACGGAGCAAUAUCGGCAUGUUAGAAAGCUGAGAUUGUUGCAUGCAUGUCGUAUAAAUCGAUACAGCAAUACAGCAGCGUUUAUUGUCCUUCACAAGCGUGUUAGAAACGAACCUGCUCUCCGCUCCGUUCUCCGGUCCGCCGGUGGUCAGAAAGGAAACGAAAAACAGAGCGGAAGUACGUCACCGUCGGACUUACUCGGCGACAUAUGGGGCCUUACGUCACGAAGGGAAACUCAGACGUACUGUACUUUAGGGAGUUAUUAUUUCACCUAAAUUACACACUGAUUGUCACGUUGAUAUCCCAUCUGUUGUUUAUCUAUUUUCUUCUGCGUGGCCAAAGGGUGGAUAAAAUAUAUACAUUAUUUAUUUCGAAAAACAAUGAAAAAUGUCUGGACAGUAGGUGGCGGUGUAGUUGUUGAAGCUCGUCGCUGUUCAUCGUUCAACAAGAGAAGAAGAGUCGUGCGUGCGGCAGGAUUAGCUUGCAGUUGCCGACUUGUUCCAUGUUGCAUUUUAAAACUAUCUGCGAUAUAAAAUGGUAAAUACACUGAGCAGAGAAUCCGUCGUCUGCCAUCUACUUUGAUCCAAGACAGGCUGAUAUAUAUUUUUUUGCCCCGGCAUGGUAUCUAAUAUUAGCUAGCGUUAGCUUAGCUGAAGUCGUUUCCGCUGCACCUGUCAAGUGUCCUCCGAACAUGCCUGUUCAACUGACCAGUCAAGCCUACUGCAAGAUGCUGCUGCACGCGGCCAAGUACCCGCACAGUGCGGUGAACGGACUCCUGGUGGCGGAAAGGACCAAAGACAAGAAGAAGGACGGACACCACCUCGACCCGGUCCUGUGUGUGGACUGUGUCCCCCUGUUCCACGGUACUUUAGCCCUGGCUCCGAUGCUGGAAGUGGCACUGUCGCUGAUUGACACUUGGUGCAAAGAAAACAAGUAUAUCAUCGCUGCCUAUUAUCAAGCCAACGAACGCACGAAAGAUUCACGACCCAACCAGGUUGCAGAGAAGGUGGCCGCAAGAGUUUCUGAGAAUUUCAGUGAAGCUGCAAUAGUCAUGGUGGACAGCAGUCGGCUAAAAAUGAGCUGCAGUGAGCCAAUUGUCAUUAUUUAUGAUCAUCAUGAAAAUAAAUGGAAAAGCAGAGACGUCUCUUACGAUUGUUUCGAGGACUGGAGCGAAGCCCAGAAGAUCACCUCGGCUCUGUUGGAGGGACGGUCCUACGAGAACUUGGUUGACUUUGACAAUCACCUGGACGACCUGCGCAACGACUGGACGAAUCCUGUCAUCAACAAGUCUGUCCUGGACCUCUGUUGAGCCGCGGAGUUUCCGGAGACUCCAGCAAACACUCGGCCACCACAGCCUUUAGUCCGUGUGAUGCUUGGUGAGGGACACCUCAGAGAAACCUCCUAUGAGGAUCAGAGCACUGAUGACCCUCCUGGCCCAAGUCUGUCUCGGCUGAGAGCCAUAUCUUCUGUUGUCCACCUUUCCAAGGUGAUGCUGAGCUGAUAGAGAUGUUUUGAUGACUAGUUUUUGAGAGGCGUGUUAAUCAAGUGUGUGCGUUAGAAAAUACUUUUUCAUCUUACUGCUUUAGUUUUUGAGCGACCUAACAAUAAUGUGUUGCUGCUCGGAUCAUUUUUAUACAUCAUCCUUGAAAAUAUUCUGUUGAGUUGUUUCGUACAAGCUGCAAUACAGAAGCUGUUCUGCCGCACAUGUCCCACUUUCCCUGUUCAGUCAAGACUGCUGCACAACUCCAUCUGAGAUUAUUUUGCUACUGCAAACCAUGCCAUGACUACUUUAACUAUAACUUUUUUUUUAUCUAUGUCUAUCCUCACACGUCUGAAAUUUGAAAUGCUUGAUGAUUUAUGUUAUUUAAAGUAAAGCGAUUAAUAUAAAUAGAGAUUUGCUCAACAUGAUUUUUCAAAAGGAAAAGCCAGUUUCUGAGUAUCAUUUUACAGAUGUUUGAGGCAGAUUGUAUGAGAAAACCAGCCUUUCAAAAUGAGCUGACUUUGUGAAAAGGCAUUUUAUGCCGGCUUUCUUUUUAAAAAUAAAAAAUGAUUUAA
This is a messenger RNA of Synchiropus splendidus (mandarinfish), 3027 nucleotides long. It is a transcript of the gene emc8, whose product is annotated as ER membrane protein complex subunit 8. The coding region runs from base 1664 to 2281 and encodes 205 amino acids. The transcript has 5 exons. NCBI's taxonomy places the organism in Eukaryota, Metazoa, Chordata, Actinopteri, Syngnathiformes, Callionymidae. Gene Ontology annotation, cellular component: EMC complex. The record is from RefSeq and is a predicted model, not a curated record.